Molecule: messenger RNA, 1442 nt
Organism: Xenia sp. Carnegie-2017
Lineage: Eukaryota; Metazoa; Cnidaria; Anthozoa; Malacalcyonacea; Xeniidae
Product: interferon-inducible GTPase 5-like
Exons: 3
Coding region: 95-1288 (397 amino acids)
Cellular component (GO): membrane
Molecular function (GO): GTP binding
Source: RefSeq, a predicted model, not a curated record
AUAUAUUUACUUGUGUCACUUUCGUGUUGGUUUCCAUUUGUACACCAUUCAAGCUAGCAGCGAAGGAAUUAAACGUCAAUUUUUCCUAUAGAAUAUGGAUGAUAACUCGUGGGAACAUGUUUUUAUGGAAGACGUAAAAGGUUAUGUCGAGGAACACGGUGUCUCCGGUAUCGAAGAUUUUUUUAAAACGAAACUAGGCCGUUGGAAAGAUGUAGAAGUCAAUAUUGGGGUGACAGGCAACUCAGGCGUUGGAAAAUCUAGUUUUAUUAACGCCAUACGAGGACUUCGAGAAGACGAUGAAGGCGCAGCAGAAACUGGAGUGACAGAGACAACUAUGAUGGCGACAUCAUAUCCUCAUCCAACAAAUCCCAAAAUUUUUUUCUGGGAUCUUCCCGGCAUUGGAACACCCAACUAUCCUGAUUUACCCACGUACUGUGAAAAAGUAAACUUGGAGAAGUACGACACUUUCCUCAUUUUUACCAUGAAGCGAUUCACUCAAAAUGAUCUGAUUCUGGCAAAGAAAGUGAAAGAUCUCAACAAGUCUUUCUUUUUCAUUCGUACUCACAUCGACGUGGAUUACAACAGCGAGAAAAGAAGGAAAGCGUUCGACGAGGCAAAAAUGUUGGAGAAGAUUCGCACAAACUGCUGGGAAAAUUUUCAAAAUUUCGAUCAUGGGUUGAAUGAAAACGAAGUCUUUUUGAUCAGUAAUCACUAUCCAACCAGAUGGGAUUUUGCACAUUUGACCCAGUCUAUUCUUGACGUUCUGCCGUUUCGACAACGAGAAUGUCUCACUUUGUCCUUAGGUGUACUGACUAGCCUUUCUACUGACAUUCUAAAGCGAAAAGCUGAUGUUCUUCGAGGUAGAAUUUGGAUGAUAGCAACAGCAUCAGCAGUUGGUGCAUUGGUACCUUUACCUGGAUUGUCUAUUGCAGUUGAUGUCACACUUAUAACAACGGAAAUGAAUUUUUACAAAUCUCAACUUGGUUUGCCAGAUGAAAACUCGCAAGAAUUCAACAUGUUGACACCAGCCCAGCAAAACCUUGUUCGCCAAUUAUGUACUACAAGUGCAGCACAACUUGCAAAAAUAAUGGCCACCUACGCAACCAGUUCUACAGUUGAAGAAAUGGUGCGAUUCGUGCCAAUUAUUGGUUCAGUGAUUGCUGGAGGAAUAUCGUUUACUUCAACGUAUUUGUUCUUACAAAGUUGUGUGUCUCAAUCGGAGAAAGCGGCUCUCGAGUUUCUUCAUCAAGCCAAUAUAAAAUCUGUUGAUGAUUUGGACAUUGACUAACACGUUUUCUAGCGAUGUUGUUAUCAUGAGUAAAUUUUUGCUGAGAUAGAAAUGUUAUCAAAAGUAUUAACGUUUGAGACUAUAAAAAUACCAUACUUUUCUUUUUAUGUAAAUAAUUUGUGAGUAUGGCAAUUAAAAUUCCGUUUUCAGUCAA